AUGGAAUAUUCAAUGAGAAUCCAUCAAAAAAAGUUCACUUCUUUCCUCUUUCAAACAUGUAUUGUUUUGCUCUUAUUUCCCAUUGUUAGUUCUUCACAACCUCACCACAAAAUUAAAGACAACCACAUUAAGAUGAGUCCAAGACUUCAAUUUGAAGUUACAUUACAUGGAUUUCUUUUUUGGGCUUCAAUGGGAUUCUUGAUGCCUGUUGGUAUACUUGCAAUUAGACUAUCAAACAGAGAAGAAAAUCCAAGGCGGCUAAGAAUUUUAUUCUAUCUUCAUAUAGUUUUGCAGAUCAUUGCUGUACUUGUCGCCACAACAGGAGCAAUCAUGUCUAUAAAAAACUUCAACAACCUCUUCAACAAUAAUCAUCAAAGAUUAGGGGUCGCACUUUAUGGUAUUAUAUGGCUACAAAUACCACUUGGUAUCUUUAGACCCCAAAGGGGAUCCAAAAGAAGAAGUGUUUGGUUUUUUGCACACUGGAUACUUGGAACUGCAGUCACAUUCUUGGGUGUUCUGAAUGUAUAUAUUGGAUUAGCAGCAUACCAUGAAAAAACAUCAAAAGGCAUAAGAACUUGGAAUUUACUUUUCACAAUUCAGAUAUCGUUGAUUGUGUUUUUCUACCUUUUUCAAGAAAAAUGGUUCUACAUACAAAAACAAAGAGUGGUUUUGAAAAAUGAAGAAAAUGUUCCAAAAGAGAUGGUAUUGACGGUUGGAACUUGUUAA
Messenger RNA from Lathyrus sativus (Indian pea), 726 nucleotides. The record is from the annotation of a GenBank genome assembly. NCBI's taxonomy places the organism in Eukaryota, Viridiplantae, Streptophyta, Magnoliopsida, Fabales, Fabaceae.